CCAUUAGAAAAACACAAGAAAAGGACCAGAGAAAACUAGAGACUAGUACUGAGCGAGUACCGUCCGGCGGUGGUCUUCAUUUCCUGCGGCGGCGAUGGAUUUGGAGUUCAGGUCGUGCGUGGACGACGCGUGGUACCACGUCCGAAUAGAGACGGACGGUGACGGCGGGGAUCGACUGAGAGUCAAGUUCGUCGGCUUCUCCGACCAUCACGACGAGGUUUAUGACGCCGAGGAGUUGACGUCGUUUGGAGACGUGGAGGAGUUUAGGUCGAGGUUCAGGCGUAUGUCGAUUCAGGUUCAAGACUGGGAGUGCAGAAAGGUGGUGAAGGGGACGGUCGUGUGUGCCGCCAUUUCAAUUGGCCCCGACGACUGCCGCUUCUACGACGACGUUGUUGAUCGGGUGGUACAUAAGGAACAUCAGCUCGUAAAAGGAAAAGAAGAAUGCUCAUGCAACUUCAUUCUAUUUUGGAAACAUGGUCCAAAGGCUCGAUCAUUAACUGCUCAAACUGUUGAAAACAUUUGCAGAGUGCAACCUCCUGUGGACAAAUUAGAUCCGCUGCUGACCACUUUUCUUGACACAGCAACGGAAAAAAUAGAAACCAUUCUUUCCAGUAUUUUCAAAAUUCCUCAUGAAGCUUCUCAUCAUAGAGAACCAUGUACACCCAACUGCAGGGAAGAGCUGAGCUUUUCUAAACGACUAAACAAGGAUACAAGCCUUUCCAGGCGAUCUGUAAGUAAAGAAAUGAUUGACAAUCCUUUGGAAAAGGAUGAACAUGACAUGGACAUAGGAGGUGUUCCUUAUAUGUUACUGGUUGAGAACCUUGAGAAGGGGAUAUCACCAUUCACAAUUAUGGAAUUCAUACACCAGCAAGCUACAAUCUCAUGUCAAGCAUCUGUUUGGCCAAGUAAGUCAUCAGAGGCAUAUACAAGAGGAACCAUCAUAGUUGACAGCAAAAGAAAUCUGGAAAAGAUAUCUGACUUUUUAGAGAAUCCAGAUCACAUUAUCAUUUCCUCAAAAGGAAGGCCGUGGGUAAUGACUGAGAAAUCCACAUUACAUGAGACACCAAGGGCAUCGAUACAAAGCUUCAUGCUCAUGUCUCAGACAAUAUUACAUAAUAGAAGCCCUACAACGAAAAUUGCAUUGAAGGUUGUCAUUUCUGGAACUAAAGAGUAUGAGACAGCUAAGUUGCUGAAGGAUUUGUUUUUGGCAUUUGUAAAGCAUCAAAGUCGACUUCACAGGAGGUUACUUAUAGUAGAGGGAAAGAUCUCGCAUUUGAUGCUCUAGAGAGAUCAUGGGAUGGGGAACAUGGAAGGGAGGGUGGGUUAUGCCUACCUUUCUAUUUGGGGUUGCCGACAGUGGCGGUGGGGAUGCUGAGCUCCAAGGUGGUGCAAGGUUCCUAUUCUCACAAUAUCGAUCACUUGCUAAACAUACCCCAUACAUUUUCUACGAUUUCUAUGAAACUCUAUUGCAUACGUUGUUGGACCUAUGCAAGAGUUGGUUUCCUAACAAAUCCAGCCAUUUCAAACAUACUGCCUCCCAUUUUCUUGUGGUCUAAGUGUGGUGAAAAAUCCGUUUUUAGCUGGUGAAUGCUUGAGAGAGAGAGAGAGAGAGAGAGAGAGAGAGAGAGAGAGCAGCUUAGAUUUCGAGGCAAAGGAAGUACAAAACUCUGGUUUCACUCUCACCUACCUCCAAGCUAAUUAAACAGCUAGCAUUCGGAUCAAACUUGGUGAAAAUUGAAAGCAAAAGCAAGAACACCUCUACACUCAAAGUCUCGUAAAUACAUACCUACAUGUAUACUGUAUACAUGGUCCAUCGUUUGGCAAGCUGUUGGAUAAAAAGGACAAAUCAAAUUAUUAUUAU
Rosa chinensis is the source of this 1861-nucleotide messenger RNA. RefSeq lists its product as uncharacterized. Gene Ontology annotation, molecular function: chromatin binding. The transcript has 7 exons. The record is from RefSeq and is a predicted model, not a curated record. NCBI's taxonomy places the organism in Eukaryota, Viridiplantae, Streptophyta, Magnoliopsida, Rosales, Rosaceae. The coding region runs from base 95 to 1285 and encodes 396 amino acids.